Messenger RNA from Paramuricea clavata, 1425 nucleotides. NCBI's taxonomy places the organism in Eukaryota, Metazoa, Cnidaria, Anthozoa, Malacalcyonacea, Plexauridae. The record is from the annotation of a GenBank genome assembly.
AUGGUACAUUCACCAUGCAAGAAUAAUGCCAGAUGCAUAGAUGGUAUUGCAAACUAUUCCUGUAUUUGUUCUGAUGGUUAUACUGGUAGAAAUUGUACCAUAGAAAUUGAUGAAUGUAUGGUGCAUUCACCAUGCAAGAAUAAUGCCAGAUGUAUUGAUGGUAUUGCAAACUAUUCCUGUAUUUGUUCUGAUGGUUAUACUGGUAGAAAUUGUACCAUAGAAAUUGAUGAAUGUAUGGUGCAUUCACCAUGCAAGAAUAAUGCCAGAUGUAUUGAUGGUAUUGCAAACUAUUCCUGUAUUUGUUCUGAUGGUUAUACUGGUAGAAAUUGUACCAUAGAAAUUGAUGAAUGUAUGGUGCAUUCACCAUGCAAGAAUAAUGCCAGAUGUAUUGAUGGUAUUGCAAACUAUUCCUGUAUUUGUUCUGAUGGUUAUACUGGUAGAAAUUGUACCAUAGAAAUUGAUGAAUGUAUGGUGCAUUCACCAUGCAAGAAUAAUGCCAGAUGUAUUGAUGGUAUUGCAAACUAUUCCUGUAUUUGUUCUGAUGGUUAUACUGGUAGAAAUUGUACCAUAGAAAUUGAUGAAUGUAUGGUGCAUUCACCAUGCAAGAAUAAUGCCAGAUGUAUUGAUGGUAUUGCAAACUAUUCCUGUAUUUGUUCUGAUGGUUAUACUGGUAGAAAUUGUACCAUAGAAAUUGAUGAAUGUAUGGUGCAUUCACCAUGCAAGAAUAAUGCCAUAUGUUUUGAUGGUAUUGCAAACUAUUCCUGUAUUUGUUCUGAUGGUUAUACAGGUAGAAACUGUACCAUAGAUAUUGAUGAAUGUAUGGUAUACUCACCAUGCAAGAAUAAUGCCAGAUGUAUUGAUCAUAUUGCAAAUUAUUCAUGUAAAUGUGGUGAUGGCUAUACUGGUAGAAAUUGUAGUGUAGAAAUUAAUGAAUGCAUUGAUGGUAUCUACCCAAACACCCGUUGCCUACACAAUGGUAUAUGUGUCGAUGGACUAGCAAAUUAUAUGUGUAACUGCACUGGCACUGGUUAUCGUGGUUUACAUUGCGAAACAGACAUAAAUGAAUGUAUCUUACGAACCCACAAAUGCAAAAACGGAACAUGUGUUAAUACCCAAGGGGCCUACAAAUGCGAUUGCUUUAAAUUUUACAAUGGUACCUUUUGUGACAACAAUACAGAAAUUGCCAUGGUCCAGGCCAACAAGCAAGCAUCAGAAAGCACUGAUUUUUUUCCGAGCAGGUUUUGGUGGGUUAUUGUUAUUGGUUUAUUAGUGGCUUUGGCAAGCACUGUAGUUAUAUUUUUGUAUUUACGUAAAGAGACACGCAAACAGGAAGGGGUUUAUCUGCCUGGCGAGGAGGAAGUACGAAUGGCAAAAGUGUGGCCAAUACUGAACAUUGGUUUGAUUGACGAAGAAAGUAUCAUUUGA